CGCGGCUGAGGCCAGGGGGUUUGUGUGGAUUUGUGUCAUCUCUUUCAAACCUUAGUCUCGGGAAAUUUGUAAACAAAGAACUGGAAUAAACUUUUGGGGUGAGCUGUCAAAUCUCAGAGUUGGUGGGAACCCGUCGCUCCGAGAUGUCAACAGACAGAGUGGAGGACCUGCUGAGUGACGUCGAGCCUCUGCCAUCCUCUCCAUCCCCUCCGCCAUCUCUCUCCAAGCCUUGGCCUCUCCUCUCCUCUCUUUCGCCGUCUUCCCUCGCUCGCUCGUGGCCCUCCUCUCCCCUCUCGGUGCUAGCAGCCUCACGUGAGGUCACUGCCCGCCUCUACUCUUCCCUCCAGCAGAGCCGGGAGCACGGGGCCACAGGUGAAGGGGUCACACGCUCACUCUCGGAACUCCCCAUCAAACCCAGGCAGGUGUCGUUUAAACUCUCCUCAGCCUCUCCAGAGGCGUCUCAGAUGUGGUUAGACACCACUCCUCCAUUUGCCGCUGACCGGCCAGAGCACACAGGGGAAGAGGAGGGGUCUUCUCUGAGCACAAGCAUCUCUGAGGUGGUUGGGCUCACAAAGACACAUGCAGACCUGGGGCCAGAGUUAGAGGUGGGGCAGCUGGUUGAGGAGAUGAGUGCAAAUCUAAAGACAAGUCUCAGCCACAGCAACAGCUUACAGAGUGGCCGACGACACAUUGAGGACAUGGAAAAUUUAAGGAGUCACUUGCAGACCAUGCUGAAAACGAGGCCAGCUGAGAGACGGGAGGCUCCACAACACAGCCAGCAGCUUCAAGAUGACUCGUUUGGCAGUGAAGCAACAUCUCACCUGCUGAAUGCUCCUCUGUUCCCCUCUGUUUCCCCUCCUUUCUCCAUGACUGGUUUGGAGGACCUCUUCCCCCGUUAUUCCCGCUUGCACUCUGAACGAGCUCCAACUCCAUUGCCAGGGGAGACACAGGUGCUGAAGGAGAGUCUGGAGCGUGAACGCACACGUCGAAAGCACUGUGAGCAGCAGCUGUUGUCGCUGCAGAACAGGACUCUGGCUUUGCAGCAGCAGCUGGCCCUGGCCAUCUCAGCCGACAGGAAGAAGGACAUCAUGAUUGAGCAGUUAGACAAGACGCUGGCAAAGGUGGUGGAAGGCUGGCGCCGGCAUGAGCAGGACAAGAGUGAGGGAGUGAAGAGACUCCAGGAGGAGAAGGAUGCGGCUGAGAGGGCACACACCAAACAGCAGGAGACACUGGCCGAAUUUGAGAAGUGCCUCUCUCAAGCUGCAGAGGCUUUAGACAGAGAACAGACGCUGAAAGAGGAGCUGGAAAUCUCCAACAAAGAACUGGAGAAGCAGGUGCUGGAGCUGCGCACGUCUGUGGAUCAGCUCCGGGAGGAGCGGCAGCGCCUGCGGGCAGAAGUGGAGGAGACGAGGUCCGAGGCGGAGAGGCUCCAACUCCAGACCCAGGCCUCUCGGGCCCAGCUGGAGCAGCAGCGGGAGCAGAGCAGCCGCAGCCUCAGGGAGCUGCAGGAGCAACUCAGCCAGCAAGCGCGGGAGCUGGAGACCGAAAGGCUGAGUGGUGAGCAGGCCCAGCAGCGUUGUGAGGACCUGCGUGCUCGGCUGAAGGAAGAGCAGGAGCAGCUGGAGGAGAUGAGGAGGGAGAGAGACGCUGCCAGGGUGGAUCGAGCUUUAGACCAGGCUCGUUUUGAAGCAGAGCAUUCUCAGCUGGAGGUGGAACUGAAGCUGUCGGUGGAGCAGCAGGUUACUGAGAGACUUGUGCAUAUUCAAGAGGAGAAUGCCACCGGCACCUCCAAGCUACGAGAACAACACAGGAAGCAGUUGCUGGACCUGAGUUCUCGGCACGACAGGGAGAUGUCAGCCCAGCAGACGGAGUUCAGAGCCCAGCUGCAGGAGCGUGAGGACAAGCUGCACACCGUCACACAACAGUAUGAUAGCAAACUGUCCGCGAUGCAGGAGGAACUGGUUUCUAUGGCAACCUGCAAGCGAAGGCUGGAGCAUCAGAGGGCAGAGCUAGUGUCUCGUCUGCAGGGCAUGAUGCGCUCCCAUUGGACUGAGGCUUUGAGGCUGUUGGCCAACCAGGAUCAGUUGGAAGGCCCCCUCUCACCUCACUAUCUGUGGGAACGUACCGGGACCCAUUCCUUUCCAGUGGAAGAAAACACAACAAAUUGCAAGCAAAUCAACACAGACAGCACACAUUCAACAGUCCCUCAGGCAGUGGUGCUCCAUCUGUCCAGAGAGAGAGAGGGAGGGAUGAGAGGAGAGCGAGAGAUGGGAGCUGGAGGAGAGUCUGAUAACACCGUCUUUAACCACAGCCACAUCUUCACGCCCCUCGAACCGCAGCUGGAUGAGACUGGCCUUACAGUGCUUGGCAACUGUGAUCUGGAGCUCUGGCAGAAGGUGCGAGGUGAAGAGGGGGAUGGAGGAAGGAGAGGGAAGGGAGGACAGGAGAGAACAGACUGUGCAGAGAGAGAGAUGACCGACAGGCAGCAGAAGCGGGAGCAGCAGAGUCACAUUCAUAGCACAAGUGAGAUGCUCCACCCAGACCCUUUCCAGACCCCAAGCCAGUUCAAGAGCUUACGACAGUUCCACACAUCCAAUCAGUUCCAGAACUCAAGUCAGAUCCAGAAUUUAAGCCAUGUUCACGCCUCAGAUCAGUUCCAGAACUUGAGCCAGCUCCAGACCACAACUCAGUUCCCCGGCUCAAGUCAGGCAUCAAGUCAGUUCCAGAGCUCAGGUCAGCUCCAGAGCUUGGCUGAGGCAGAGAGCAUGGGUCACAGCCUGGCACAGAAUUCUAGACAGAAAUCUCAAGCGUCCAGUCAGGAUGGGCCUGAGCGCGGCUCAAGGUCACGGCAGCCUCCUGCUCACUUCAGGGCUCACAGUGCCAGUGAGAGCUCCAGUCGCCUCCAUACCGCCAGCCAGAGCCUCAGCCAGACCGAGGUUAGCUCCUCCUCCCCCGACCAACGAGCCAAUCACAGUGGCUUCAGCUCGGAGGUGUACAGCAGUGAUUUGGAGAGAGGGCCUCCAGUUAAACACCGCAGCCCGCCCCUGAAAGUAAAAAGCAUGGAGGGGUCGUCAUCACUGGGCCAAGAGAGACAGAGUGAGCUCCAGUACUAUAUCACCAAGCUUUUGGACUGUUCCCCUGGUGAGCCAGUCCUAGAUGCGCAGGUUGCGGCCCUGACCCAGAGCACCAGAGGGCCAUCGGGAGCCCUGCACUCAGAGCCACUGAGCCAGCUGCUCACGCAGCCCCAGGCCAACACCCAGGCCAUGCAGCACAUCCAGCAGCUCUACAACAACCUGCUCAGGACUGAGUAUGAGAAGAACAUGGCUGCUGUCCAAAGCAACCUGGAACAGAAGCUUAGCAAGCUGGAGCAGAGGGAGCAGGAGGCUGAGCCACCACAGCCCUGUCCAGUCACAGAUCAGCGGCAACCACCGCAAACCACUGUCACCCGUGUACGCAAGAUCGGACAAGGCCAAGGUCACAGGACGGGGUCAGCCAAGGUCACAGCUUGGAGAUGACGGAGAAUGAGUGUGAGUUUGUGUGUGUGUGUGUGUGUGUGUGUGUGUGGUUGUAUGGUACAACCUUUUUUUUGUAUUCACAACAUAUGAUGAAUAAUCAUAUUUCACUUGACCACAAAACCAAGAAACAGACUGAACUGAUUCCUAGUCCUGUUCAAUGUGUUUUUAAAUGAAGUGUUCAGACUUGUAUUAAAUGAUGGC
Messenger RNA from Sardina pilchardus (European sardine), 3716 nucleotides. RefSeq names its product centrobin, centrosomal BRCA2 interacting protein (gene cntrob). The record is from RefSeq and is a predicted model, not a curated record. The transcript has 20 exons. Gene Ontology annotation, biological process: centriole replication; regulation of cilium assembly; centrosome separation. The coding region runs from base 144 to 3515 and encodes 1123 amino acids. Gene Ontology annotation, cellular component: centrosome; centriole. Lineage: Eukaryota; Metazoa; Chordata; Actinopteri; Clupeiformes; Clupeidae.